Bradysia coprophila is the source of this 1143-nucleotide messenger RNA. It is a transcript of the gene Hmg-2, whose product is annotated as High mobility group protein 2. Gene Ontology annotation, biological process: regulation of gene expression. The record is from RefSeq and is a predicted model, not a curated record. NCBI's taxonomy places the organism in Eukaryota, Metazoa, Arthropoda, Insecta, Diptera, Sciaridae. Gene Ontology annotation, cellular component: nucleus.
UAGAUUUACACAGAGUUUACAUGCAUAUUCAUGUUAUAUCCCUUCUUGUUUCAUUAUAUAUUGAAUAGGAACGUCUGAAAGUCGUUUCCAGUUCAUUCUUACAAAAAUUUGUGCGAAUCUGUCGGUUCCAGGAUGGAAAACAACGAAAAUAACAGCGGAGAAUUGAACGACGAGAAGCCGAAAAUGUCAGUUCAAAAGUCUAAACUGAAAAUAAAGAGAUUUCGUCGGAAAGACGGUGAAAAGAAGAAGAAAAAGGAUCCCAAUACACCGAAACAUCCGCUAACAGGCUAUAUUCGCUACAUGAACGUUCGGCGUGAGGAAUUGAAGAAGGUCAAACCGGAAUCGACUGCUAUUGAGUUAACGAAAAUCAUCGGCGAGGAAUGGAAUGCACUGAGUGACGAUCUGAAAAAACCCUAUCUGGAAGCAGCUGAAUUGGACAAAGAACGAUACCACAAAGAGUAUGCCAUCUACGAAGCAAACAAGGCUGCCGACCAAUCAUCUCCAGAAAAACCCGAACAUUCCCCGAUCCACACCAAAACAAACGGCACAUCAACAAAAUCCGAAAAGAAACCGGACAAAAUCAAAUCUGAGAAAAAACCCGAUGAACCGGAGAAAGAAAAGCAGCCCGAAAAGCGGCAAGAAAAACUUCCACUCAAAGAACCGCCACCGAAACUGCCACGAAUCGGUGACUACGACAUUCCCAUUUUCACCGAAGAAUUCCUCGACCACAACAAAACGGUCGACACCGAGCUCCGCUUACUGCGGAAGUCGAACACCGACUACGAACAACAGAAUUCGGUGCUGGAAAAACAUGUCGAGAAUAUCCGCAACGGAAUCUCUAAAUUGGAGAGCGAAACGAACGCACUGAAGGAGAACAAUCAACUGCUCGAGACGUACAUCACGAAAUUACGAAUGAAAUUGACGACGGCACUGGCUGGACUGUCGAUACCCGGCGAAACGGAACCGUGCAAUCUCCAGAAUAUCGACCGGUACAUGACGAUACUCCAGCAAAUGGCCACGAAUUCACACGGUCCGGCUUCAUUGAAUAAAGCGAAAGACAUUGUACGAAAAUUGGAUCUUCAAAUUCCGUUGUGAGGUAACUCACCAGCAACAGUUGCGAAAUAAAAAUGUUUUUGAAUUUUA